AUGGAAACUGGUCUACUGAUCGCAUACACUGCCUUGGGUAUCAUGGCGGUGGUACCGAUUUAUUAUGGAUCGUUCUCUUCGGUAAAGUGGCCAAAGAAAGCUAACUUUAAACGAAGUCAUGACACAGAAUCUUCCUCAGAGGACGAAUCAUCUUCCGAAUCUUUAUCAACAGAAGACGCCUACAUGUUUCCAGUGUUUGGCUCUAUUGUAUUAUUUUCACUCUACCUAGUAUUCAAAUUAUUAGAUAAAGAAUAUGUGAAUUAUCUGGUCACCGGAUAUUUUUCAUUUUUAGGGGUGAUUGCUUUGACAAACGUUGGAGUACAUGUUGUCAAAAACGUUAGUGGGAUCAGACUAGAUUCUUAUAAGUUUGUCUUGACGAAGAAAGCUAAAGAGAUUUACAGCGGCAGUUUUACUUUCAUACAUCUCGUUACGCUUUUCUUUUCACUCCUUCUCACUGCUUAUUACGUAGCGACUAAAAAUUGGAUCGCAUCCAACAUAUUUGGACUUGCUUUUGCAUUUAAUGCAAUUCAAAUGUUAUCGAUUGAUUCAUUUAAAACUGGCAUGAUUCUUUUAAGCGGAUUAUUUUUCUAUGAUAUUUUUUGGGUAUUUGGUACAGAGGUCAUGGUCACGGUUGCCAAAAGUUUUGAUGCACCUAUCAAAGUCGUCUGGCCUAAACAAUGGUUUGGAUUACAACCCGAUGAGGCUUUACAAUUUACAAUGUUGGGUCUGGGAGAUAUUGUCGUUCCUGGAAUUUAUGUUGCCCUUUGCCUUCGCUUUGACCACAACCUUUACCUAAAAAAGCAUCCAAAUGCCAAAAAAAAUUCUAUCUACCCAACAACCUAUUUUAAUAAUUGUUUCGCAGCAUAUAUUUUAGGUCUUAUUACAACCAUAGUAGUUAUGCAUACAUUCAAAGCUGCUCAACCCGCAUUACUUUACCUUUCACCUGCUUGUAUUUUGUCCGUAUUAGUUACUGGUAUUGCGAAAAAUCAAUUGAAAGAAGUCUUUAAUUAUACAGCCGACGAUAAGGGUACAGCUGGUACGGAAGAUGAAGAUUAUGUUGAGGUUUCAACAACUUCAUUGGCUAGUGGUAAAAGUAAGAAGAAGAGAAAAUCAAAGAGAACUGGUUAA
Molecule: messenger RNA, 1128 nt
Organism: Funneliformis mosseae
Lineage: Eukaryota; Fungi; Glomeromycota; Glomeromycetes; Glomerales; Glomeraceae
Source: the annotation of a GenBank genome assembly